Arachis ipaensis is the source of this 1129-nucleotide messenger RNA. The record is from RefSeq and is a predicted model, not a curated record. Lineage: Eukaryota; Viridiplantae; Streptophyta; Magnoliopsida; Fabales; Fabaceae.
GCUGUCUGACUCAACUAGCGCAAGCUUAAUGGAUCUUGUGUUUGUCGGUUUUCUUCCUUCUCUGUUUUCUUUUUUUUGUCCUUUUCAUUUUCUCGUUGAGGAAGAACUUGAUUUUUCAAAGAGUGAAGGAUCUUUAGCUGGUAGCAUUAACAUUCUUUCCCCUGCUGGUUGCUGCAUUGGAUUGCUAUUCUUUUUGCUUUUCCUCCAAAUCUGACCCCGGUUUGUUCUAAACCUAUGCUCUGUAUUUAUUUCUAUUACAUGUAUUGUUAAAUUGCCUUGUUUAAACAACCAUUAGAGUUCCUCGAGUUGAAUCCUCUUGCUUUAAUUUCUAUUCUGGUGGAUGGAGAUUUUGUUCUUGCUGAAUCCUUAGCCAUUAUUAUGGUUGGUCCUCCAACUCAUGAUUUUAAUUUCCCUGUUUCUCUUAUAUAUUCUUAUUUAUAUUCAAUUAUUCAUGUUCUCUAUGUAUGCAGUAUUUGGACGAUAAGUAUCCUCAAUACCCUUUGCUACCUCAUGACGUUCCCAAAAGAGCACUCAAUUUUCAGGUUGCACAUAUUGUUUUGCAGAAUAACGUCAUUGAGAAAAAAGGUUGGCCCUCAUGAAAAACUUCCUUGGGCACAAAGUGUCAUUAGAAAGGGCUUCACAGGUGACACUUCACUGAAUACCAUUAAGAUAUAUUCUGCACUUGAAAAGCUACUGAAAGAUCAUGCAAGGAGAUAUGCCACUGGAGAUGAAAUUUUUCUGGUACUUGCAAUUCAUAUGACAAUGCUCAGUUACUAUUAUUAUACCAUGUGUGUUUGUAUGCGUAUUUUUAUACUUAAAUUUAGCUGCAGCACUUUAUGCAUCUUUGGGGGACUAUGCAUAUGACUGGUUAUGGGAAUCAAUUCCUUUUUGUGAUGAUAACAACUAUUAUUAUAAUAUUUUUGUACUUAAAUUUAUACAGCACUUAAAUUUUUAUACAAGCAUGUUUACUCAUCUUAAUUGGAUGUGGCAACCCUUUUUAAUGAACAACUAUUAUUAUAAUAUUAGUAUUCCUUUGAAAGCAUGUCUUUGGAAUGUGAACUUGGAUUUUUACCUUAGCAACUUGUAAGGGAUCUUUCUAAGUAUAAUAAUUGGAUGAUCAAUUCUUCCU